GAAAAACGCUUCGGAGCGUGUUCGUUGCCUUAACAGCGAUAUAAAUAGCCAACGCCGUGGCGGUGCCAUCAGAUUCUGGUCCCAACUCGACAUCGAACGGCGUACGGUAAAGCUAACGUAGCUAAGUGCAAAAUGAACAAGAUUAUUCGUGUUGGGCUGGUGUUGGGGCUGAUCGCUUACGUGACGGUGGCAGAGCAAGAUGCUGUCGUGCUGCGCCAGGACUCGGAAGUCAACCCUGAAGGGUCGUAUCAGUACGCAUACGAAACGUCCAACGGUAUCACAGCCCAGGAACAGGGAACAUUGAAAAACGUCGGCGAAGACGUAGCCAAGGUGGCGCAAGGACAGUACUCGUACACGGAUCCGGAUGGCAAUCUCGUCAGCUUGCAGUACGUCGCGGAUGAGAAUGGCUUCCAGCCUACGGGAGACCACCUGCCGACGCCGCCUCCAAUUCCGGAAGCAAUCGAACGAGCGCUCCGACUGCUGGCCAACCUUAGCCGGAACAAGUAAUCUCAACCCUGUGAAGAGCGAUCCUCGCCGUAGCAGUAAGUUAGUGAUACAGGUCCCGGGCACUUGGCAGCAACUAGUCAUGUUUCCGUAAAGCGUAAAGUGAAAAGGAAA
Anopheles bellator is the source of this 618-nucleotide messenger RNA. RefSeq names its product endocuticle structural glycoprotein SgAbd-2-like. The coding region runs from base 133 to 507 and encodes 124 amino acids. Lineage: Eukaryota; Metazoa; Arthropoda; Insecta; Diptera; Culicidae. Gene Ontology annotation, molecular function: structural constituent of chitin-based larval cuticle. The transcript is spliced from 3 exons. Gene Ontology annotation, cellular component: chitin-based extracellular matrix. The record is from RefSeq and is a predicted model, not a curated record.